Messenger RNA from Sipha flava (yellow sugarcane aphid), 555 nucleotides. RefSeq lists its product as uncharacterized. NCBI's taxonomy places the organism in Eukaryota, Metazoa, Arthropoda, Insecta, Hemiptera, Aphididae. Bases 1 to 555 code for a protein of 184 amino acids. The transcript has 2 exons. The record is from RefSeq and is a predicted model, not a curated record.
AUGAUACAUUUAGACUUUGAAAAAGCUGCUCACAACGCAGUAUUGGAAGUUUUCGAAAAUUGUCAAGUGGUAGGUUGUCGUUUUCACUUAAGUCAAGCCUGGUUUCUUCGUAUUAAAAAUGACAAAGAAUUAAAUAAACACUAUGCAGGAAAAACAGUUGUAUACCAGUGGCUUCAAAGUUUUUUCGGUCUAAGUUAUUUACCUUCUAAUGAAGUAAAUGAUGGUUUUAUAUCUCUCAUGGCCAAUGCACCACCCAAUGUUGAACAUUUUACGGAUUAUAUUGUAGACACGUUUAUUGAUGAAAAUAGUUUAUUCUCACCUCAUUUUUGGGCAGGUGAGCCAUCUAUGGAUCCUAGGACAACAAACGGACCUGAAGCUUUUCAUAGAGAUUUUAACAGUCAAUUUUAUACUUGCCAUCCUAACUGUUUUGCAGUAAUAAAUAUUUUAUUAGAAGUUCAAGAAGAAUCGUACUUAAAAAUAGGUAGCAUUAAACGAAAUUACAAAGUCAAUAAAGAUGUUGCAAAAUAUUUAUCCCUAAUUGGUCCAAUAUUAUAA